This is a messenger RNA of Punica granatum (pomegranate), 2872 nucleotides long. The record is from RefSeq and is a predicted model, not a curated record. Lineage: Eukaryota; Viridiplantae; Streptophyta; Magnoliopsida; Myrtales; Lythraceae.
AAUUGUCAUUGUGUUGUGUGUCUGCUUCAUCUCCCUCGCCGUUUCCCUGACCUCCCUAGCCGUAACCGUAGCCAUGGCCAUAGCUCCACUCCUCUGAUCUUUUCUGAUCCUCUUAGAGCUCCAUCGCGGCCUCUUCACCCUCACCCUCACCCUCUCUCCAUCUCCUCCUACUUCGCCUCUUCUCCGUCGCGCUUCUUCCCUACCUCCACUCCUUUCGAAGCUCAUUGAUGAGUGACGAUGCGCCGGUGACUGAUCUCGCCUCUUUUCUCCAUCUCGCUACUGAUCUCGCCUCGCUCCCUGAGCUUCACCGAGGUCCAAACCUCACUCUUCUAUGCAGCCCCGAUCCUCCUUCUCCUUCUCCCGGUAAAGUUGUAUCCGUCUUCUCCAGCCUCGGUGCAGUUUAAGCUCGCAUACUGCUUCUCUGGCUGUUGACUGUAUACUACGUGGAGUAGAAUUUUAAAUCACUGAUCGAUCUCUUUACAUUCAAGACACAGGAGAGUUAGAGCGAGGAAUGAUUUUUCGCUUGCAGUUUUGACGUUAAUGCGAUGUCGGGGCUAAUCAAUUCUUCUCUUAAUGGUUCUGCCUCAAAUAUUCCUGAUAGUGCUGGGCGGUCUUUCGGGUCAUCUUUCUCUGGUCAGUCUGGAAACAUUCAGGGGAUGCACAAUAUACAUGGAAGCUACAACAUUCCCAGCAUGCCUGGUACACUAGCAUCGAGAAACUCCACAAUGAAUAACAUUGCCCCUGGUGGAGUUCAACAACCUAGUGGGAACCUCUCUACUGGGAGAUUUGCAUCAAAUAAUCUACCAGUAGCUCUCUCUCAGCUGUCCCAUGGCAGCUCCCAUGGGCAUUCAGGAGUCCCUAGUCGAGGUGGUAUUAAUGUUGUAGGAAACCCUGGAUAUAGUAGCAAUGCUAAUGGAGUUGGUGGUUCAAUCCCUGGCAUUCUGCCAACCUCUGCUGGACUUGGUAACCGGAAUUCAGUACCAGGAUUGGGAGUGUCUCCCAUAUUGGGAAAUGCAGGUCCACGAAUGACGAAUUCGAUGGGAAACAUGGUUGCUGGUGGCAACAUGGGCCGAAGCAUAAGCUCUGGCGGAGGAUUAUCUGUUCCGGGUCUCUCAUCUCGUCUGAAUUUAAGUGCUAAUAAUGGAUCUGGAAAUUUAGGAGUCCAAGGACAGAAUCGGCUGAUGAGUGGUUUGCUACCACAAGGAUCUUCACAGUUGAUGUCAAUGUUAGGAAAUUCCUACCCUGCUGGUGGCGGUCCACUAUCUCAAAGUCAUGUGCAAGCUGUGAAUAACCUAAGCUCCAUGGGAAUGCUUAAUGACGUGAACUCGAAUGAAAGUACUCCAUUUGAUAUUAACUUGGAUUUUCCUCAGCUAACAAGCCGUCCAAGUUCUGCAGGAGGACCACAAGGACAAUUAGGUUCUCUAAGGAAACAACUUCCUGCCUCAAUAGUUCAACAGAACCAAGAAUUCAGCAUCCAGAAUGAAGAUUUUCCAGCUUUGCCCGGAUUUAAAGGCAGUAAUGCUGAUUACUCCAUGGACUUGCACCAGAAAGAUCAUGAUAAUACCGCGUCAAUGAUGCAACCUCAGCACUUCUCUAUGGGGAGAUCGGUAGGAUUUAACUUGGGAGGAACUUACGCGUCUCAUCGUCCUCAGCAGCAACAGCAGCAGCAUGCAUCCUCAGUCAGUAGUAAUGGUGUUUCCUAUUCUUCUGUAAAUAAUCAGGAUCUCCUGCAUUUUCAUGGAUCAGAUUUAUUUCCAUCUUCUCAGUCGACUUAUCACUCGCAGUCCAGUGGACCUCCUGGUCUAGGCUUAAGACCUCUGAAUUCUCCAAAUACGGUCUCUGGAAUGGGGUCCUAUGAUCAGCUGAUCCAGCAAUACCAACAGCAGCAGAACCAACCUCAGUUCCGUUUGCAACAGAUGUCUGCUGUUAAUCAGUCUUUCAGGGACCCGACUGUGAAAUCUACUCUCCAAGCUUCACAGCCCGCUCCUGACCUUUAUGGCUUGCUUGGGUUGCUGGAUGUAAUCAGGACAAGUGAUCCUGAUCUUGCCUCUAUUGCACUUGGGAUCGAUCUUCUGACUCUUGGGCUGAAUUUGAAUUCAUCUGAGGAUCUUCAUAAGACCUUCAGCUCACCCUGGUCAGACGAGCCUGCUAAAGGCGACCCAGAGUUUGUUGUGCCUCAAUGCUACUAUACUAAGCAACCACCCCCCCUUCAUCAAGGGUACUUCUCCAAGUUCACUGAGGAGACAUUGUUUUACAUAUUCUACAGCAUGCCGAAAGAUGAAGGUCAAUUAUACGCUGCAAAUGAACUUUACAACAGGGGCUGGUUUUAUCACCGAGAGCUUUUCCGUUGGUUCAUGAGGGUCCCCAAUGUGGAGCCACUUGUUAAGACCAAUUCAUACGAGAGAGGAUCUUAUCACUGCCUUGACCUGAACACCUUUGAGAUUAUACGCAAGGAUAAUUUUGUUGUCCAGUAUGAGAUGGUGGAAAAGAGACCGACCUUACCCCAACAUUAGCUGAGCUCCUGAUUUCCUAAGGGAUGUAAAGUGUGAAGUUUGUGGAUAGGGUUCAUUACCAUUGUAAAUCGAUCGAUAGCUUCAGAUGUCCCAGCAGCAACAGCUGAGGAGCUGCUGCUUUAAUCCCCGUUGCUGUCGGGAUCAGUGCUAGGAGGAGUUACCUUUUUUUUGCAAUAGUUAAUUGGUCGUAGGUUGGAGCUCUCUGCUCUUUCGACAUUUUCAGAGCAGCUAGAAUAGCUUGGCUAUUGACCUCGGUACAGUAUUCAUGCCCGAUAAAGCUAUAUAAACCAUUUUUGUUGAAUUGGCUGGAAUUUCAAUGAACAUAUUUGAGAUUCAUCAAGGCUUUAGAUUCUUUUUCA